Molecule: messenger RNA, 2706 nt
Organism: Amborella trichopoda
Lineage: Eukaryota; Viridiplantae; Streptophyta; Magnoliopsida; Amborellales; Amborellaceae
Source: RefSeq, a predicted model, not a curated record
UGCAUAAAAAAGUCCGUGGGGUCGGCUCUCUCUCUCUCUCUCUCUCUCUCUAAGUUUGCAUUCACCGUACGCUUUCUCUUCCAUUUACCGCAUUCUCUCUCUCUCUCUUACCCGAGUACUCUCCCGUAUUUCUGCAAAUCUAAUUUAUUAUCCCCAUUUGGUCUGAUCUCUCCUCUCCCUUCGAAAUCUGUCGUCUUCCUUUCUCUCCCCUGGUCUCGCCGUAUGCACUUUUCAAUGGAAAAGCCCAGCAAUAAAAGAGUAAAAAAUCUUAUGGAACAUCAAAGGGGUUUCGAAAAUCCUGGGGCUCCUUUCUGAUGAUGUGUCUCCCAUGUGCCCCUAAUCCCAUUCUGCGAUGAUUGCUUCACUCGUGUCAAAGUAGCCCUAAUUUCUCCCUCUACAAUUUUUGCAUUAUCAAGAAAUUUAAGCAGUUUGGAGGGUGUUAAAAAUCUGCAAUGAACAACAACCAUGGACCAUGCGUAUGAGAAGAAAUAUCCACUCAGUUCAAAAGACUACAGAUUAUACGAGGAAGUUGGUGAGGGUGUUAGUGCAUCUGUAUACAGGGCCCUUUGCAUUCCGCUCAAUGAAAUUGUUGCUAUUAAGGUUCUGGAUCUUGAAAAAUGCAAUAAUGAUUUGGAUGGGAUUCGCCGUGAAGUACAAAUGAUGAGCUUGAUUGAUCAUCCAAAUUUAUUAAGAGCACAUUGCUCUUUUACAGCAGAUCAUAAUCUAUGGGUUGUGAUGCCUUAUAUGGCUGGGGGGUCUUGUCUUCAUAUAAUGAAAACUACUUAUCCUGAGGGAUUUGAUGAACCAGUUAUUGCAACUCUCUUGCGUGAGGUACUUAAGGCUCUUGUCUAUCUUCAUGGCCAUGGACACAUCCAUCGGGAUGUGAAGGCUGGAAAUAUCUUGGUUGAUGGGAAUGGUGCUGUCAAGUUGGCAGACUUUGGAGUUUCAGCUUGUAUGUUUGAUACUGGAGAUAGACAAAGAUCCAGGAAUACAUUUGUGGGAACUCCCUGCUGGAUGGCUCCUGAAGUUAUGCAACAACUACAUGGCUAUGAUUUCAAAGCGGAUAUUUGGUCAUUCGGAAUAACUGCCUUGGAACUUGCCCAUGGUCAUGCCCCAUUUUCUAAAUAUCCUCCUAUGAAGGUCUUGCUUAUGACCUUACAAAAUGCACCUCCAGGUCUUGACUAUGAACGGGACAGGAGAUUUUCAAGGAAUUUCAAAGAAAUGGUUGCGGCAUGCCUGGUAAAGGAUCCAAAGAAGCGUCCUUCUUCAGAGAAGCUCUUGAAGCACCAUUUCUUCAAACAUGCUCGCUCCAAUGAAUAUAUAGCCCGAACAAUUCUUGAUGGUCUCUCUCCACUGGGUGAUCGGUUUAGGGCACUAAAGGCAAAAGAGGCAGACCUGCUUCUUCAGAACAAAGCAAUGUAUGGUGAUAAAGAGCAGAAGUCACAGCAUGAAUACAUACGGGGAAUCAGUGCCUGGAAUUUUAAUCUGGAUGACUUGAAGGCUCAAGCUUCUCUUAUUCAAGAUUAUGAUGAAAAUCCUGGUUCAAAUGAUAUAAAUAUGAAUGGCAAAGAAAAAGCUGGGUUUAAUGAUGCACCGGACCCACUUUCUCCAAAUAACGCUAACCAUGAUACUUCUGAGAUUGUCGAAGAGGAUGGUGACCAUAUACUUAAAGAUAGGGAACGUCCGUUUCCUUCGUCAUUUCCACUUCAUCCUCUUGAGGCACUCAAAGGAUAUUUUGAUGUUACUGAAGACGAUAUCAACUCUAGCAGCCCUAAGGAGGGUAUUCAAUCUGAAUUUGAACCACAGGAAGAUGACCAAGAGCCAAAACCAAAUGAGAACGAGGGUUUCGAAAGAAGUUUCUCUUCUUCCAAGGUCAUCAUCAAUCCUCUUCCUGGAAGAGGGAAUAAAUUUCUUAGUGGUUCUCUUAUACCUGAGCGUGUCACUAGAAGUGGAAAUGGAGAUGGGGACAGGGGAAAUCUACAACAUGGACAUCAUGGUGAAAGAAAUUACAGUGGUCCUUUACCGCAUCGUGCAAAGAGGGAUAGUGAAAUCCUUUCUUCAGCACAUACGAAUGCACUGGAUGAUUCACAUGAAGGACCACUUGUACAGCGAAAGGGGCGUUUCAAGGUUACAUCAGAUGUUGGCAUGAAGGUUAAAAAUUUGGGAUAUCGUUUAAAGGACUGCUACUACCCUGAUAUUCCCGAGAUGGGUACUGAUGAAGGCCCACAGCCUAGCCCAUCUUCCAGUAGAGAGAGAGAGCUACAGACUCAAAUGGUUCAGCUGCAACAAAGAAUUGGGAGUCUUGUUGAGGAGUUGCAGAGAGUGAAAAUAAAGAAUGCUCAGCUAGAGCGGCAACUGAAUACUCUUUCCAACAAGGAGGAAGAAGAGAGGAUAAGGAAAGAAAAUGAAGAUCAAUAACAGAAGUCCACAUGCUCCAAGUAGCAGUUUGCAGAGUAAAUAGCAGCAUGAUGCUAGAGAACUUUCCAUGAUGCCUCCUUGCUCCCAUUGAGUACCCUGUAAAUUAAUUGUAAAAUUAUUAUGUUGAAGGUGAGGCAUGUUCACCCAAUUUUGAGAUGAUCUUCCUCAAAGAAAAAAAAAAGAAAAAGGAAAAAAAGAAAGAAAACGAAUGUUGCAUGUGUGUAUUUUUUUGCAGUUCAUUGCUAUUAUCUUUUUAUUUAAUAAUCAUGUGCUAUUCCCAUUUUAUCC